Messenger RNA from Anneissia japonica, 5264 nucleotides. Its product is annotated as corticotropin-releasing factor receptor 2-like. Lineage: Eukaryota; Metazoa; Echinodermata; Crinoidea; Comatulida; Comatulidae. Gene Ontology annotation, cellular component: plasma membrane. The transcript has 11 exons. Gene Ontology annotation, molecular function: peptide hormone binding; G protein-coupled peptide receptor activity. The annotation marks the transcript as partial. The record is from RefSeq and is a predicted model, not a curated record. Gene Ontology annotation, biological process: cell surface receptor signaling pathway; adenylate cyclase-modulating G protein-coupled receptor signaling pathway.
ACUUCCUUGAACAAGUCACUAAAAACGUAUUAUUUAUUGUUUUCAUUGCAGGUUGCUGGUAAUUUCGUGUUCGCUUCGGAAGUCUUCCCAAGUUCCAUCAGUCCCUUUGAAAACGAUAAUUACACCAAUCUUGUUUUAACGUCAGGACCGUAUAGCUUCGAUGAGUUACAAGCGACCAUAUUGAAGGUUCUAAAGGGGAAAAACCUUAGUCCAGAAAACCAAGAUGCUCAGCAAACAAUCUGUGAUAUAUGGAACAUAUACGAAAGCAGCGGCUUUGUGAAUUUGGAACCGAAUGUUGCGGAAGGUCGGUACUGUGAAAGUUUCUAUGAUAAUAUAAUGUGUUGGCCACCAAGUCCACCAGGUGAAGUGCACCAGAGAUGUCCAAAGAUUUGGAACGGGGUUGAAUACGAAGAUACUAAUGUCAUCCAGUAUUGCCACGAAAAUGGGACUUGGAAUGAGAAGUCAGACUACGAUAAUUGUAAAGACGUCAAAAAGGAUGACGUAUAUAUGGAUAUAGCGACGGUGAUCUUAUAUGCUGGGUAUUCGUUGUCAUUUGUUUCGCUUAUCAUCGCAUUUGGUAUAUUUUUAGCUUUCAAGAGCUUACGUUGUCUUCGGAAUUACAUUCAUUGGAAUUUUAUUACAAGUUUCAUCUUUUUAUACAUUAUGUUCUUUUGCAAUCAUCAGAUGGUUAAGAAAAGCAUGGAAAAUCUGCCUGUAUGUCGUCUGCUGUUGACACUAAUCAUCUACGCACAGUGCACUAAUUUCUUUUGGAUGUUUGUCGAAGGAUUGUAUCUGUACACCCUUGUAGUUAUGGCGCUCAAACCCGAAAAGAUGACACUGGUCAAGUAUUGCCUGAUUGGAUGGGGAACUCCUUUCAUAAUAACAAUGAUUUAUGCAAUUUGUGAGCUCCAAUUCGGCAGCGGUUGUUGGGCUUCAGUCGGUGCUGAGAUACUUACCCCAGAUGGUGAAAAAGAACCAAAUUCUGUGGAGUACCUAGAAUUCAUUUUUGUUGCACCAGUUAUGCUCAUUCUAGUGACGAACACUUUCUUUCUGUUCCACAUUGGGUUUAUUUUAAUGACGAAACUCAAAGCUUCCCAUUCGUUCGAGACCAGACAAUAUAGGAAAGCACUACGUGGCAUCUUGCUCCUUUUGCCUCUGCUUGGAGUCACAGGAAUAAUUUUUGUUGUCAACUCCGGCCACAGCAAUCCAGCCUUGAUUAUCGCUAACGCUUUACUUCAUUCAUUCGAGGGAUUUUUUGUCGUUCUGAUCUACGUGUUUUGCAACCAAGAGGUACAGAGGGUAAUCAAACGAAAGAUACAUCACUGGCGGGAAGAACAGUCGUUACCAACCCGACAAGUAUCGCGACGCGGAUCCCACUCUCGACAGAAUAGCAUCGUAAGUGCUAUGUUUGCCAAACAAAAUGGCGACACGGUAGACUUCGAUAAGACUCGGCAUAAUUCAAAAGUAGGAUGUUGCAACUUUACAAAAUCACAGAAAGCCGAGGGCUACAAUAUGAUUACCACACAUUCGUUUGACGUGAGCACACGACAAUGUUCACUAGAUGGAUUAACCAGUGAAAAGUGCUUCAGUAAACCAGGUUUUGAGUCUAUAUCUGAAGUGAGCACUGGGCAGGAAAAUUCGUGCGGUAAAUCGGAUACCACAUCAGUUGUCUACCAUGAAAAACAACCAGAUUCGAAUCAAAAUGUUACGGUUCCGUCUGGUAAUGGAUCCAUCAAUCAAUUAACAGCAACACAUAAUGAAUCUGACACUGCGCCAGAUUCUGAAUUGAACCCAACUAAUUUAAACUGUACACAGUUGAGGGAAGAAAAUAAUGAUGACAUUUCACUUACUUUAGAAGAAUGCUCUGAAGUUCCUGAGCCAGAGGAACAUAAUGCUCUCCUAGAAAAAGAACAUGAGUCGGAACUCCGGCCCAAUGAUGAUGAUGAUUGUGAGGUGGACUCGGCCCUCAUGGCUAAACAAGAUGAAGACACUGUGUUAACUGACGACAUAAAUGUAGAUGUUAAAAGCAAGAAUAGUAUGAUAAUUCCAAAAGGAUUGACUAUAGGAACGCAACUUUGAUAAAAAAAAACAAAAAAAAAACAAAAAAAACAUGUAUGUACGUUACUGCCUCAUUGUAAGCGGGACCUGAGGAAAUGUAAUGUAUUUUGUAUAGAAUGUGUUGGAAGAUAAUUAUGAAAUAUGAACGUUUAAUAUGUGACCAAUGAAUGUCCAUACUGUAUUUCUGAAAACCGUUCUAUUUAAUUAUGUAAAUAUUUGACUAAGUUUCAAAUUGUAAAAUGAAUAGGCCAAAGCGGACUGACUUUUUAACCGCAACUUGGGCCAUGUCUUUUAAUCUGCCGAUUUAUUUGUACAUAUUAUGUGUUUUGUAUAUACUGCUGAUGUACUUGUUAUGUGCCAAAUUUUGAUACCGUACGUAUAUAUAUCUCGACUCUUAUUUUUUACUUUUCUUUGUAAAAUUAUUUUACUUUAGAGGAUAUUUUCAUAAUUAAUUUCAUAAAUCAUCCAUAAAACGUUAGGCCCUAUAGGGUGAAAUGUGUCGUUCCAUUUUUCACAUUAUCAUUCGUGGUGGCGUAUCCUUUAAUACGUACAUUUCAUUUUUGUUUGUAAUUCAGUCAUAUCCUGUAAAAUAACUCUAUUCCAUGUUUAUGAUUAAAGUUUGUUGACAGAUCUGGCAAAUAGGAACAAGGCCAAAAGCAAUGUAUUAUCAGGGGCGGAUUUAGAGGGGACGGGCCGGCUCCGCCCCCUCCCCCUCCCCCACUUUUGAAAAGUCAAAAAAAAUUUUUUUUUUAAUUGAUCACUCAAAAGGCCACAGAGGUUAUUUUCGGGCUUCUAGAACACAGAAAUUUCGUGGGGACAUGUCCCCGGACCCCUGGGGAGUUGCUAUCUCGAUCGGCCCCUUCUGGUCCCCCCUUUUGGACAUCUCUGGAUCCGCCCCUGAUUAUUGUGUUGCCCUUAACUGAAAAAAAAUAAGACGUGACGUGUAAUUCCAAAUGGAGUUAAUGUUGAAAAAGUGAUGGUGCUUAAUUCUGUUAGUCCACUUGAAGAAUACGAAAAUUGCCUACUGACCUUUGACACCGCUGUAACAAAUUUCUACAUUACAUUAGAUUGAAUUAAUUUUUGGACAAUCAAGAAAUAUUAUAUUUUGACAAUAUUGAGUUUAGCACAAUCUUUCUAGUUAACACUUCUCCUAUUUUUAUCAAAUCUAAUUUUUAUUUUGUUUAUUAUGAGUGAAUGAAUUACCAUUGUUUUGUAAUUAUGUACUAGUUAAUUCCAAUAAUAACUGAAAUAUGUUUUGUGUAUUGUUUGUGUAUUUGGCACGUAAUUUUAAGACGUGCUUUUAAUUAAAUUGUUUAAGAGAUUUUGCCGAAAUAUUGUUUAAAACAUUUGCAGCUAAUUUACAAAAGUAUUAAGGUGAGUAUGUAUAUAAUAGGCCUCAUUAUCUUGAAAGGUGGUUAUUUGAUUAUAGGGUAAAAUGUACAUUUUUGGUUGCUUUAUUCAUGGUAGAUAAUUAUAAUUUACACAAAAAUAGUGAGUAGAGCUAUAGCCUUGUGGUAAAUGAGCUAGUCUUCCAUUACUGUUCCAUUAGCCGUCUUCUUCUGAAGUGAUUACAGGUUUAAAUACUGUCAUACACCGAAAUUAUCAUUUACUUACGAUUAAAAGCAACUCGAUCUCUACACCUCAGUGGUUUUUAGAGCCCUUUACUAUAUUCUAUUCCGUGUAGUGAUUAUUUUUUAAUUGGAUAUAAAAAACAAUUACAUUUCUAAUUUUUCAAAGAAUGUUUGGGUCAGCAUAAUUCACUGUCUUGCAGAUUGAUUGAGGUUAAUAGUGAUCAUUGAAUUCAAAUUAUUCAUGGAGUAAUAUUAUUAAAUAAUUUCUCCGAUUCUGUGUUUAUGCUGCAUUUUAGAUAUGAAGAACAUCAUGUGUCAAAUAAUUAUAUAUUCUGUUGCAUAUUUAAUCAUUUUAGAUAUUUCUUGAUAGGCCUACAGUAUUGCUUAUUAAAACAAUCGCAACUCGUAACUUAAAAUGUAUGCUUUCACAAUCACGUUUUGAGCGAUAUGCUAGACAUUUACCACAGUCGCUUAUUGUCAGUAUUUUUAGAUGUUGUAUGUACCGGUAACUAUUAACUAAGUGAAGAAUUUGAAUGAUAUAGUGCAUGCUGGUGGUGAUGGAAUAAAAUGAUUAAGAUCAUUAUGGGCCCACCGGGCUGAAGGACAUAUCGAGGUUUCUACGUUUUAGACAGUUAGGUCUUGUUUAAUUGAUUCAAAGGAAUAAUAAAAUAAUUAAAAUGUUUCAUGUUCUUAGUUUUUGAGAGCAACAUUACUGUGUUGGGUUGUAGUGUGGUUUUUGGACGGAUACAAUCUGAGUGUCGAUUAUAGGCAAAACACGUGGCAGAUUUUAACAUAGGCGUAGUGUCGAAUCGGAGUUGAAUUAUGUUUUAUAAUAAUUAUCCAAUGUUUGAUUAAUGAAGGGUAAAAUUGUGGUAUCAGUAUUGACAAUUUCUAUUUUAUCAACAAUAUCAUUUCAUUUGGGGCAAUUUGUGGACAUGACGGGGGACAUGGAAAUAGGAAGAGUCCCUGUGCGCCCAUCGCACUGUAUACUGGCAUGUAUUCCAAUCUCUCUGAAUUCGUUUGAACCCAUAUCUCAGGGAGAAAUUACAACUCAGAUACCAAAAAAAAAACAAGUGUUAUGUAGACUUAAGAAUCUAUGCCCAUCAAAGUUCCUAAACGUUCAUGAGAGACAGUAGUAAUGAUAAUCAAGCCAUUCUGUUUAAUAUGCUAUACUUUGUAAGAUUAAAGACCUACAUUAAUUUUAAGAGAGUUUUUUUAUCAUCUCAAAUCACCUUGUUUUCCUUAAUCACACGGAAUUGAUAUUUUCAUGUCCAGUGAGCUAAUAUUGAGGACGUUCCAAUUGCUUUUGAUAUGUUCGCCACCGUUUAUUAUGAAGGUUCAAAAUAUAAUUUUUAUAUAAAGUUUUACAGUGUCUCUGUUCAUAUAAUCUUGUUGAUGAUCCAUGUGACAGUAUUGAAUAUUUGUGGAAGCGGUCACAUUACCGGUACGUAUUUUUGCACGUAACCCUGCCGAUGAUUAAUGUACGUUACAAAUGGUUAAGUUCGUAUAAAAGCCAAACGAAAGGAUAAGGCCUGUUUUCUAGACAGACAGAAGAGGGACGGACUGGGGAAGAGUUUAUUGAGCUCAGCUUUAUAGUAAUGAAUCAAUAAUAAUAAAAGUUAUGAGAAAAACAAA